AUGCCUUCCACCGACAAUCCUCCAGAGACCAUCGAUGCUGCGAACAAGAACCCAUGGACCGAAGAGACGAAGACCAAGUUUGAAACCAAGAGCAAGAGCAAAUAUAUGGACCCGUGCCAGGACGCCGCCAAGCGCAGCAUCAAGUGCUUGAACCGCAACAACGGCGACAGGGAGAUGUGUGGUGAAUAUUUCCAAGCAUGGCGAGACUGCCGACAGGCAUGGAUGGACCAGCGCAAGGAGGAGAGAAAAAAGGCGGGCAGUUUCUUCUGA
Molecule: messenger RNA, 270 nt
Organism: Verticillium nonalfalfae
Lineage: Eukaryota; Fungi; Ascomycota; Sordariomycetes; Glomerellales; Plectosphaerellaceae
Exons: 4
Coding region: 1-270 (89 amino acids)
Source: RefSeq, a predicted model, not a curated record